Molecule: messenger RNA, 1704 nt
Organism: Tetrahymena thermophila SB210
Lineage: Eukaryota; Ciliophora; Oligohymenophorea; Hymenostomatida; Tetrahymenidae
Product: transmembrane protein, putative
Exons: 1
Source: RefSeq, a predicted model, not a curated record
AUGUCAGUUGAAAUUUAGUUAGAUUGUGAGUCAGUGUUUGGCUGCAUGAAGGGGAUUAUAGUGACAGUUUAUUCUCUUAUUGUUAUAGCUAUAAUAUGUAGAAUUAUAUAUAAAAUGCAUUUUUACACCCAUAAAAAAUAUAGUUUUGAAUUGGUCCCCCUUUCAUCGACUAUCAUACAAUCUCUACUGCAACUCAUUUUAAAUGUUUUUAUUAUGGAUACAAAACUCAUCAUCUCUGCUUUGUAUUCACAAGCUCUCACUUUUGGAAUCAUUUCUACCAGCUGCUCUUAAUUAUGUCUGCGUAUAAAAUAUCCUCAUAAAUAAAAGACUGUCAAAAGAUACACUGUAUUAGCGUUUGGCUUUGCAUAACUUACUUGUUUAGUGAUGAAUAUUUUAACCUUAUCAGAUGUUGUCCCUUUAGAUUGCAAUGAUUGGUUUUCUUUAGCUUAUUUAUAUCCCAUGGGUGUAAUGCUUGUUUAUACCGUCUUUAGUAUAUUUUUUGGUUCCACUCUUCUUGACAUUUUAAAGGUAAGAGAUAAUGAAGUAAUGAAAGGGGGAAACAAUGCAAACAAAACUAGUUAACAAUCUAAUCCUACUCCUGAUGGUAACAACCACUUAUUGCCACCAAAACUGUCAAGAGCUAUUUCUUUAAUGAACAAUUCAGUAUAAUCUGAUAAGGAGGGAGCAUUUUUUAAGCAGUUAAAGAAAUAGUUGCAACUGAUUGAAUUUCUCUUCAUAUUCACUAUUGCUAUCUAAAUAUCUAUGGAUGCAAUUAGAACUUAUGCACUUAAUGAUGUUAUCGAGUGCUAGGGAGAUGGGGAGAGAAGCAACGAAUUUUAAGCCUAAACAGAUUGGGGCUAAGUCUUUUUGACUUUUUACUAAAUAAUUUAAAUCACACCCUGUUUGAUAGCACCUUACGUUUUUUACUAUGUUCCUUUCAAGGCUAAAAAAGCAGGUGGAAGUAUUUUAAUCCAAGACCAAUAAUUUUUGAGUUUUGCUAUGCCAAAUGAUUAAGACGACGAAGAUGAAAAUAUGCAAGGAAGCCUUGAUUCUAAACUCAUGAAUUCAGAGAAUUUUGAUUUUUCAAGAGAUGAAAACUUUAGCUAAAAUUAUAAAAAUAAGAAAAAGUUUGCAGGAAUGAUUAAAAAAAAGGAUUAAGCUGAUUAAAAGGAAUAACCGGCUUUAGGCAGUCACGAUUAUCUGGGAGUAAAUUAAUACAAUAACAAAAGUCAGAAAAGCAAUAUCAGCAAUAAUAAUAACACUCCAUCAAAUGCUAGUAAAAAAAAUUAAGUUACAAUCAACAAAAAUGUAGACAGCAUAUUCUUACAAAGAAGAAAUACUUUAGAAGAUGUUGAUGAAUUUAUCGAUAGAAUGAGUAUGAAAGUCGAUGAUGUUUAAAAGCUCAAUAAUCAAAGUCAUAAUUAGUCCUAAUCUUACUUUUUGAAUAAAAGUCAUGACCCUGACAGCAGUUUAAGUACAGAAAACAUAGUAAAAGAUUUGAGUGAAAGCAUACAAAAAAUAGAUAAGAAAAACUAUGAUGUGCCAAAUAAUCCAAAUUUUAAUAUAAAUACAAGCGAUAAUACAGAAAAAAGUGAUUUAAGAUAAGAUACAACAGUCAAUGAAACCUCAUAAAAUUAAGUAUUAGUAGACUAGUACAGAGAAACAGAUAGCUCUAAUCAAAUGAAAAAGAAUUAUUCUUCAUGA